Ceutorhynchus assimilis (cabbage seed weevil) is the source of this 2538-nucleotide messenger RNA. Lineage: Eukaryota; Metazoa; Arthropoda; Insecta; Coleoptera; Curculionidae. The record is from the annotation of a GenBank genome assembly.
GCGCGAAGGGAUUUUCGAACUCGGUCGGUGUAUAUUUAGUUGAGUUUUACAAAAGUGAAUUUUGUGCCAUAUACUUUUAAAUAUUGGAAAAAAUAUGAAGUUUUCAGUAGGUUUGUGUUUGGUUUUGGUGGUUUUGGAUGGUGCUAUUAGUGCUGGAAUUCCAAAGAAAGAUGGAUUGAAAAAUGACGAAGACACUUACGGUGCCCUAGUAGACAUCGACGAAAACAUUCAACAAGACCAAGUUGACUACUACGAAGACCCCGACGAAGACUCAGCAGCUGAAGAACCCCCAGCGGACACCGGAGGCUCCAGCGACGUCAAAGUCGUCUCAAAACCACAAACCUUCGUCCAACAAAUUGGCGAAGUCAUUAGACUACCUUGCCAGUCUUCAUCCAAAGACGAACCCAUCAGAGUCUGGACCAGAAAUUCUAAUACGUUAGUGUUCCAAGGGCAUAUUAACAUAGCCAACAAGAAAAACUACAAAUUGUUGCCGAAUGGUGCUUUGGAGAUUAUUUUAGAAGGCGUUGAGGAUUUUGGGGAUUAUACUUGCAAGUUGGCUGUUACUGAGAUUGAUCAACCUGAGGUUCUUCAUCAUGUGUAUCAGAAGCAACAGCCUGGGAUUAAGGGAAUUAGUGCUGUGGACAAUAAACAUGUGUUUGAUAUGGGAGAAACUCUCACCCUAACUUGCCAAGCCACAGGAUACCCAAAACCCAGAAUAACUUGGCACAAAAACAACGAAUGGCUGGGUACCGAAGGUGAAACUCUUACCAUCCAAAAUCUCAGACCAAAACAUGCAGGCAGCUAUAGAUGUUUAGCGGACAACGACGUUGGACAUCCUGCCCAUGAGCAUUACGAAGUCUACAUCAACCAUGUUCCAAUAAUCAAUGUGGAAAAGUACAUUGUGAAUUCUGAUCACGAAAGUGAUGCUGAGUUUGUUUGCGAUGUCAAAGCUUAUCCGAUUGCUGUAGUCAAUUGGCAACGAGAUGGACAAAAUAUUGUCAGCAAAGAACCAAAAAUUACUUUGGAAAGGAGGAAGAACAACGAAAGAAAUGUGUUGAUUGUUAAAAAUAUCAAUGAAAAUGACUUUGGAGUAUACACAUGUGUAGCAACAAACGCUUUAGGACAUCAAUCCAAAAAUGUUUCUCUCGUGAAAACCCCAGUAGUAAGAAAAUUCGAAAAAUCACCAACAAAUGAAACAAUCAAAGACGUAAUUUUGCAAUGGAGAGUCGAAUCCAAACAGCCAAUCUCAUCUCACGAAGUCCAAUACAGACGCAAAGGGGAAUCCAGCUGGAAAACCAUCACUCCAGAAGUCAAUGGGGCUGAAAACGAUGUUUAUCUUAUUAAACACGCGUUGAAAAACUUGGAGCCUGGAGAUUACGAAACUAGAGCCAGGUCUAAGAACAAUCACGGUUGGUCUGAGUAUUCUGAUGUUGUUCCAUUCCAAGGAGUUUUAGCUAAACACGGCUCGCAUCAUGCCAAAACAAAGCACGCCAAAAAAGAACAGAAAACACAAGAUUCACCCCUUGACACACCUCCGGCACAGCAAAGAACUGAAGAAUCUUCAUCAGUAGUAGGAGAAUCAAUCUCUAGCAGUUCAACAAUCAGUUCCUCUUUAGUACUUUUGGCUUCAUUAAUAUUCAUCCAUGUGAGGCAAUAAUGAAUUUCCAUAGUGGUAUAUUCUUUGAUAGCUUCCAAAAUGGGAAGAAAUUCAUAUAAUUACUGAAAACCAAAGUAUUUUUUUUUUUUUUUAAUGUUUAGUGACUUAUUUUUCUUUGUACAUAAGUGUCCAUCAGACAAUCAAAGACUGAAUCUUUUGGAAAUUGUUUGCAUCCAUAUAUAGAUUGUUUAAUUAUUAAGUUACCUACAUAAACAAUCAAUUCUAUAAUGUGUCAGUAGUAGGUAUUUCUAAUUAAUUCAGCUAUUAGAUUAUAUUUUGUAAUAUUUUUUUAUAACUUUUCCUUAGUCUUAGUGUGGUCAUUUAUUAAUAAUCAGUUUAUUUAUUUCAAAAUUUGUGUACAGUUGCCUUAUUAUUAUUUUAGUUUAGUUGUACAUAUACAAUAGACUUAAUUAAUUGCGUGAUGAUUUGUAAUUUAUAAUUAGUUUUUAUAAUAAUGAUAAUAUGCCUUAAAAAAUCUCCUUCCCUUGUAUUUGGGAAUGAAUUAUUAUGCCUUCCAUGGUACCUAUAAUACCUAAAAAAGAAAACUUAUAUUUUAAUGAAUCGUUGUUGCUUCGAUUUUUAGCCCAAUCAAAAAUUUUGUGCUUAUGGGUUAUUUUGAAAUUCCCUUUAUAUAGAAACAAGUGGACCCAGACUACUAGUAAAUUGGUCCAAUAUUUAUAAAUACUUACAUAUAAUAUGACCAAUUUAACUUAUUACAACAAACAAUAAAGACUGUAUAAAAAUAUAGGUGCUUUACAUAUCUCUUUUUUUGUAUCUCUCUAUACACACUCUCUGGGAAAUUUUAAGGUAAUCUUUACAUAAGAUUUUUGAAUGUUAUAAAAUUGUAUAUUAUAAAUGUAUAGAUAGAAAGAAAAAAAUAA